This is a messenger RNA of Anopheles bellator, 2127 nucleotides long. RefSeq names its product proton channel OtopLc-like. The transcript has 3 exons. Lineage: Eukaryota; Metazoa; Arthropoda; Insecta; Diptera; Culicidae. The record is from RefSeq and is a predicted model, not a curated record. Bases 1 to 2127 code for a protein of 708 amino acids. Gene Ontology annotation, molecular function: proton channel activity. Gene Ontology annotation, cellular component: membrane. Gene Ontology annotation, biological process: proton transmembrane transport.
AUGGCCUCUACGCCACCGCCACCGACGACGACGACGACGGAGAGCAACGGUGACGUCGAGCUGGGGCUGGGACAACAGCAGCAGCAGCAGCCCACCAGCCAGGCGAUCCCUACGUUGGUGGUGCCCGGGUCCGGGCCGUUCGGACUGGACGAGCCCGUGCUGGUCGUGGACCAGGUGUCGACGGGCGCCGGCCCCGCCGGAGGUACCUCCUACCAGAAGCGCCCGGUAUCGGUGUACUCCGGGACCGGGCGGCCUCCGCCGAUCAUCCGGGCCGUCUCGUACCAGCCGUCGGUGAACGUGAACCUGUCGCAGUCGCCGGCAGCGGACGAGCACCACGAGGCCCUGCCACCGUCGACACCGGAGGAGAAGUCCAAGUUCACGCGCCGCUACCUGGCGGGCGUGACCGGCAUCAGCUACGCCCUGUUCCUGAUCGUGUUCGGGCUGAUCGCGUUCAUCACCGAUGCGGUCGAGAACAAUGCGCGCUACCCGCUGGCCGAGGUCUUCGGACUCUACAUGGUCGCCACCGGCAUCCUGUACUUCGCGUUCCUGUACAUCGACAUCCGGCUGUACGUGCGACGGGCUCAGCACGCCGUCGCCGAACUCCACCGGCGCCGGGAGCUGACGACCGUGAAUGGUGAGGUGCCGGUUUCGGUGGUGACAGCGGUGCCGGUGGCGGCGCUGCCCCCGCUGAAACCGAUCCCGCACCACUACUGCUUCGUGACUGGGCGGCACGGCGAGAUCAUCUACCUGAAGCUGGGCGCCACCUGGUUCUGCUUCGGGCUGCUGAUCCACUCGGUCCUGCUGCUCUCGUACCAGGGUAUCCUGCUGAACAGCACCGACGGCAAGUGGGCCGAGUGUGCGUCCGGGGCGACCAUUGCGAUGGAGGUGCUGUUCAUCUUCUACUGCCUGUUCCUGGUGUUCUUCUUCUGGAAGUACGCCAACAUCGUGAUCAACCGGCGCCGCGGGCUCGCCCGGUUCGGCAUCAUGCACGCCAUCGGCACGGCGCUCGCCUUUUGGGUGCUGACGAUCGUCCGCGAAACCGUCGUCGCCAUCCGGCUCAAGCAGGCGUACUACGACGACGAGCCGUACCAGGACGACACCGACGUCACGCUGCUUCCCAUCGACUGCCCGGGGCCCGAGGAGCUCAACCAGGUGCUGGCCUCGUUCUCGCCCUACCUCUACCCGUUCGUGAUCGAGUUCAACAUCCUGAUCGUGGGGCUCCUGUACAUGAUCUACGCCAACAUCAGCAAGUGCCCGAAGAAGAUCACCGUCCGGGGCCAUCGAGGUGGUGGCGGUCAUCACAGCCACAGCCACAGUGUCCACAGUGACCGGGAGCUCCCGAAGGUCGCCGGUGGUAGCGUCCUGGAGUACGACGGGCGGAGCGAGUGUAGCGAGCACUGCGGCGACACGCUCGACCACGAGGCCCAGGUCAAGUCGCGGCUGAUCGUGUACGGCGAUUGCCAGCACGCGAGCCGCGGCCUGUUCGCCGGUCUGCUCCUGGUGGUCGCCACCAUCGUCGUCAUCAUCCUUUUCCACAUCGCGUCGCGCGACGAUGCGUACCGCGACACCGGCAUCCUGCUGGACGGGAUCUUCGAGGUGACCGUGCUCGGCAUCAUGAUCCUCGCGACGGUCGCCGCCUACUACCAGACGUCCCGGCUCGACAUCAACCCGCACCCGAUCUCGCGGCUCGACGACGUGCUCCUGUUCAUCGCCAUCCCGGCGUUCUUCUCCGAGACGCUCUUCAGCAUGAUACCGGCGUUCGAGAACGGGUCCAUCCUGAACGGUUUCAUCGUGUUCACCCAGAUCACCCAGGUCCUGCUGCAGACGCCGUGGAUCUGCGACGCCCUGCGCCGGUGCUCCAACACCGCCGACCUGCAGCAGAACAAACCGGGCAAGGAGCUGGUCACCUUCAUGACCGUCGCGAACGUGUCGCUCUGGGUGUACUACACAUUCGGCGUCAAAACCGGGGACUUUGGGGACGAGCGGUACGAGUACUACGGGGAUGUGCUGUGGUCCAUCCUCAACCACCUGUCGCUGCCGCUCAUCAUGUUCUACCGGUUCCACUCGUCCGUCUGCCUGGUCGACAUCUGGCGGCACUCGUACGAACCGGGCGAACACGCUCACUGA